Molecule: messenger RNA, 6204 nt
Organism: Spirodela intermedia
Lineage: Eukaryota; Viridiplantae; Streptophyta; Magnoliopsida; Alismatales; Araceae
Source: the annotation of a GenBank genome assembly
AUGGGAAGUUGCUGCUCCAGCGACAGCCGGGGAGGGCGCGAGGCUGCCGGCGGCGUCGCCGAUGCCGCCCACGGCGGCGGGAUGGGGGAGGAUGGCGACGCCGUGGAGGCCGUCGACCGAUUCCUCAGGUCGCGUGGCGACUUCCGCUCCUUCUCUCUGAUCGAGGUUCGUUCCUUUUUGAUUCUCUCUUUCCCAGAGAAGUCGGAUUGUGGAAGGUGGCGUAGUUUUGGCUCUCCCUUCUCCGCGGUGGGGAGCGUUUCCUCGCUUGAUUCAAUCUUGAAUGUAGGCUUUUUGGAUCUUUUCAACCGAGGAAGCCGUCGUACCGACAAAUGCGUCUUUGUCUACAUUCAUAAUAAUGGUGCAGAGAUCUGAGUAUUAAAAACACGAAUUAAUCCACGAAACAACCACUGUGGGUACAUUUGCGCGGUACAUUAUGUUUCUGUAGCACCUACGGACAUUGGCAUUUUCUUCAAUGACCAUGUCAACGUCAUUUGAGAUAUCAGGAAGAACAUCUAAGUAGGCUUCAUAUCAGGAAAACGGUUAUAAUUAAGCAAGCUAUCUAUUCAGCGGUAUCGUCUUUCUAACUAAUAUUUUGAUCUUAAGGUAAAGGUGGGAACCAACUUGUUCCAUAAACUAAAGCAAAAUAAAGCAUUAAACCGAACUUCUUUGCUCUCUUAACUUUCUCUUCUUCUUUUUUUUUUCCCUGAAAAAUAUAAUGACAAAUUGUAAUCCUAAUUUUUUGCAUCUAUGAAAAUUCAAAACUUAUUUUCUCAAUCCUGGAAUCAAAUCAUAUGAAGUAUUUUAGUGGGGAUUUUAGCGCUCAGAUUGUUCAUUUUAGUGAGUUUCAUAGUCACGACUAUGAAUACAUAAAUGGCCUGGCUGUUAUCAAUUUAGCUGCUUUAAAAUUUUGUAUUGUAAUUCGAUUCUUCUUCUUACACCUUCCUCCUUUGAGAUCUAUACUCCAUAAUGAAGAGUUACUUACAUCAUGCGGAUGGUGACUUGUUUCUAUGUGAUAUUUACAUUUAAGCGUCAAAAGCAUGCUCUAAUGAAAUAUCGAUAAUAAAAUUCGUCUUGAAUUAUAGAUAUUGUUGAAAAUUUAUCACGAACAUUUAUAGCCAACCAAUCUCAGCCCAAAAUAAUGAACGGUUUGUUACACAUGAUUUUAUGCUGGGUGCCAAGCUCAAGAGAUUCAUUUCCAUCAUGCUGGAUGCUUUCUACGUUUAAUGGCUAUCAAACGCAAACAUUUAGAAUGGUGAUAUUCUUGGGAGUCUUGCACUUUAGUUUUAAGUUUUUCGAGAUUACUGACUUGGCUUCUCUUAACAUACCUCCUGGACAGCUAUCUCUAUCUGCAUCAAAGUUACGUGAUCGGGAUGUACUUUCGAAGGUGCUAACUUCUUACUGAGCACUUAUCAUGGAUCCCAUCUGCUACAUUAAGAGUCUGAAAAAGUGUGUAUAUAAAUUGUUCUAUCUUGCCUUUCAUUGUGUCAUCGUCUAGGUCACAAGCUCUAAAUGUUUACGUUCUUGUUUAAGAUAGAUUGCAUUCACCACCAUUGAUGGAAUGCAUAGAGUCCACGAUUCUACCAUUCUCAUCCUCUCUCUAUCUCUCUUUCUCUCACGCCAAAUUGAAAUGAAUUUAUCGGUUUAUUUAAUUUUGGUGCCAUCUGAAGUGCUGUAUCCGUGCAUUCAAUAAUUCUGGGGAAGGUCACACCUAUUUGUUCGUUUAGGGGAGGGCGGGGGAUGAUUGGAUAGCGAGGAAAUUAUCAUGACAGCCACAUAUCUUCUCAUUAUGCAACAUAGUUAUUGAGAUUGAAGCCUAAAUGCCAAUUUUUUGAGCAUUACCGAAAAAUAUGAUCAAAGUUUAAUAACCUGGAUGCAAAUCAAAGAACUUAAGAUAAUAAUAAAAAGAAGUGGCUUCCCUGGCGAAAAGGUUCUGUAAAAUCACUGUCCUUUUUAAAGUCAUUCUUUAUAAUUUUAUAAUUUCUUGUUUAUAUCAUAGGCGCUAUUUAGCUAUGCAUAUUUAACCCACUUGUGAUGGGGUAUGAUAGCUAUACGAUUAUAUUUUUUGGUUUACUUGUGACCUAAAUUACUUCAGUUUGAAUGUAGAGUGACCCCAUGGCUGUUAUCUAUACAAAAAAACGAGAUGGAACUCUUGAAGAGAUGGGUCGAACAGAAGUGGUAUUAAAUUCAUUGAAUCCUGUGUGGAUUCAGAAGCUUUCUAUCACCUACCGGUUCGAGAUAGUGCAGCCUCUGGUGUAAGCAAUAAUUAUUCUGUUUGUUGUAAUUUUCCGUUCCAUUGUGGGACCAUAUAUAUAUAUUUAGUAUUUUCUUUUAAGUGUAGUUUUUCUGUUGGAUCAUUGUGAGUUAACAUGGUCGGGUACCAUCUUAUAGGUUCCAAGUCUAUGACAUUGAUACUCAGUUUCACAACAUACCAGUCAAGGUAUACUUUUUCAUGAUGUUGAGUAAUGAUUCUGUCUUUUUCAUUUGCAGAAUUGUGUGUUAGGCAUGAUUCGUGUUACCGUCUGGGUUGUAAAGAUCCGAAGAAAGUGAUCCAAUCUAUCAUGCUGUCAAAAAAAAAGAUUUAAUCCCUUUUUCAGAGUUGGUUGCUUUUUGGAAUUUUCUUUAUUCCUAUUUUGGUUAGCAUUGAGUAUUCCUUUAAGAUAUGAUGAAAUAAUAUUCCAAGGUUAUUUAUUUGUUACCAUCUACAAACGGAACUCAAAGCUUUAUAAUUUGUGCAGACGCUUAAGUUGGAUGAGCAGCAAUUUCUUGGAGAAGCUACCUGUAAUCUUUCUGAGGUAUGUUUGCUUUAUCAAAAUAAGGAUGAUGGCCGUAACCUAUACAAAACUCAAUGUAAAUCUUGUUAGAUUUAAUUGUUAAUGUUGAAACUCUAGGGCAACUACCGCAAUGAGAACCCUCUUGUAUCUUCUCUGUUAUCAAUUAUUGCAAAACUUGCGUAGAGAUUCUUCAAGUUUUGACACUUCUGUGUUCGACAUGUGAAUUUCUCAUCUUUAAUAAGUUCAGAAUUGCAGUCGUGGUGGGAAUAUUUUGUUUGCGGUGUCAUCUUAGUCCGUUUUAAAGGAUUCACUUAUUGAAAGGCAUGUGGGUUCCCUUUUUUUUUUUUCUCAUUUGCAGAUAGUCAGUAGAUCGUCUAGGUCAUUGACACUAAAUCUUGACCACAGAGAUGGCAGUCGAGUGGAUACUAAAAACUCUGGAGAGAUCACUAUCAACGCAGAGGAGGCUUUUGCUGCGAAGACUAUCCUAGAGAUUGUAUUCAGGUGCUCUGAAUUGGAAAACAGAGAUCUAUUCUCCAAAAGUGUAAGUGAUUAUCCAACAGCAAACACAACGUAAUGUGAGCAUAUAGGAUUUACUGCAUAAUCUUUUAACACUUCGUUUCACAGGACCCUUUUUUGUUGAUAUCCAGAACAGCUGAGAGUGGAGCGCGCAUUCCAAUUUGUAAGACGGAAGUGAGAAGGAACAAUCUUGAUCCGACGUGGAAACCAAUAAUUUUGAAUCUUCAACAAGCAGGAAGCAAGGCAAGAUCAAGCUUCAUGGAUAAUCUGGUUGCUUUUUUUACAGUCGUAUCUUAUGCCCCCAUCUAUUGGAACUUGCAGGAAAACCCCUUGACCAUAGAGUGCUUUAACUUCAAUAGCAAUGGCAAGCAUGAUCUCAUCGGGUAAUGAAUCCAACGUUCACUCCUUGUAUCUGGUGGUUUCUCUUUGAGACUUCUUAUGCUAGUCAUAAAAUAUUUCGUGAUUAACAGGAAAAUUGUGAAGUCACUCUCAGAUUUAGAAAAUCUUCAUCGUAGUCAACUGGGGGAAAACCUCUUCUUGCCAACUGCUGUUGACCACGAGUACCAUAACAGGGUAAUAUGUGUUGAAUAUUCUCUUUGAUGGUUUUUGCGUCAGAGUUUCCAUGUUGAGGAGAUCAAUCUCCUUUUUCUUGCUUUCGUGUUUAUCACCAGGUACUAAAGAGUCAACUAUUUGUGGAGAGAUUUUCCGAGAGCACAAAACGAACGUUUUUAGAUUACAUAGCUGGUGGCUGUGAACUGAACUUCAUGGUGGCUGUAGACUUCACAGGUAUAGAUAUUUCCUGGCAGUAAUGUUACAAUUUCAGCUUUCAUACUUUCACAAUUGUCAGGUGCUGAUGCCAUGGAUCCUAUUUCUGGUAGCUUCUAAUGGGAACCCACGGCUUCCUGACUCACUGCACUAUAUUGACCCAACAGGUCGCCCAAAUGCGUACCACAGAGUGAGUAAAUGAGUUCGGGUUCCAAAUAAAAUACUAUGGCCUGAUUUCUUAUGGUGAAUCGUUUAAGCAUCUGCCGACUUUUAUGCAUCUCCUCCAUGCAGGCGAUCAUGGAGGUUGGGGAUGUCUUGCAGUUUUAUGAUUCAGAUAAACGGUUUUCUGCCUGGGGCUUUGGAGCAAGGCCAAUCGAUGGACCUGUCUCUCACUGUUUCAACUUGAGUGGAAGUACUAGCCAUUCAGAGGUGCAUAAGAAUUCCAUUGCUAUAAAAUAUUUAUCGUAUGCUUCAGAUAAGUUCAGGAACGUAGUCAAACUGAGAGAAAACAUCUUGCGUCCAGACUCACUGUUUUGUUCUGAGCCGAUACAUCUAAUCUAUCGUGGGAUAAAUGUGAACGGAGGGUUUUGUCUCCAUUAAAUCAUGCUUCUUUUGUGAGGAAUGUUUCAUAUACUGUGAACUUAACAUGCCGUACUCUGUCAUCCUUUUAACAUGAAUGGAUGUAGAUAGUCAGAAGACAUCGCUUAGAGGUGAGUCUUGAGUGCCAAAUAUCUUUGCUCAUAUAAUCAUUUUAUGGUUUUACAUGUUGAAAAAAAUGAUCUGUAAAAUAAAUCGUACAAAAGGCUGAUCAUUUUGGAAUUGGUUUUCUUGGCACUUUUCUUUGAAGCCCGUGGAUAUUCUUUUUUUGUUAUGGGAAAGAAAAGCACAUCGGCCACAACAAGCAUGCCCUGAUAACACAUAAAAUGUUCGCAGGUUGAAGGAAUCCCAGGGAUAAUAUCAGCUUACUUCAGUGCUCUGUAUAACGUAUCAUUAGCCGGGCCAACCCUUUUUGGGCCAGUGAUUAAUGCGGCAUCUACAAUAGCCAGCCAGUCCCUGGCUCACAAUCAGCAGAAGUAUUUCAUCUUGCUAAUCAUCACAGUAAGAAUCAAACUUGACUUUUUUUCCCCUGUUGGUUUCAACGACUCUGCUCUGAAAUUUGUGAAACCACUGCCUAGGACGGAGUGGUAACAGAUCUCCAAGAGACCAGAGAUGCCAUCGUGAAGGGAUCUGAUCUGCCCCUGUCUAUCCUCAUUGUCGGAGUUGGUGGGGCUGAUUUCAAGGAGAUGGAGGUGGGUUUUGUCCCUAAUUCCUUUCAUCAAGAUGUAGUUCGGCACAGCCUUAUAUGUAGAUGUGUAUGACCCAGCAAAGUCUGAUUUUAGAAAUAAAAGGUAGCUCGAGACUAUGUCAAAACUAGGCGCCAUUUUCCUAGAUAAUUGCCCUCUGGCUUUUCUCCCAAGUGUGCACCUUUUCCCCCCUCCUCCAGACGCAUGAUACACAUCUCCUUGCCUUCCCUUUUGUUUAAAGGAAAAAAAUUGAUUUCCCCUUCUUGUUUCUUGCUUCUAUUUUCAUCAUCACAUUGUGUUUCUUGCUAAAUGCAGAUAUUGGAUGCCGACAAAGGAGAAAGACUCCAGAGCACCACUGGCCGAGCUGCAUCUCGGGACAUUGUGCAGUUUGUUCCCAUGGGGGAUGUGGAGAGUACGUCUUUCUUUCUAGCUUGUGACCGGCCUCAAUGCUUGUUUUCUGUUUUAGAUCGAAUAUAAUGUCAGGGCAAUACAGAACAAACACAGACACACACACAAAGCGCAAAACCUAAUCGCGUCUCUUAUCCACAACAUGGUCGUGCGCCUACCUUUUUUUGUGCAAUUAAAGUUCGAAUAUAUAUAUAGAUAUAUAUUUAUUUAAUCUGCUAGUCAACAAGUAUAUCCCCUCCUUUUGCCAUGAUGCGGCAAUUUGGCCGUGGAAAACAGUUUAUCUAAAAUAUUUUUUCUGUUUUAUCCAUGAUAAGGAAGAUUGGGUGGGUGCUGAUAGCUUGUUAUUAUUCUAUCCUUUUUAUGUAGGUGGAGAGCUCUCCAUUGCUCAAUCUCUUCUUGCUGAGCUGCCAUCGCAGUUCUUGAGCUACAUGCAGAGGAAAGAGAUUCUGGCCACUUCUUAG